AUGAAGUUCUUGUGUUGCGCUUUGCUUUUGGUAGCCACAACAUGCCUGACCCAGGCGGCCGUGAGACGCAGGGAUGUGGAGAAUGCCGGCCAGCCGCGAUACCGUCUGUUGAAGCAGCCCAGCCAGGGGCUGGAGGGCCGGAGUCUUAGCCAGCUGCUGGCCCUGAAGGGCGGCUCUUCGCCAUGUACCACUUCUCCAGGCACGACAACCACCACUAUUGGGCCAACGGGGCCAACAACAACCACGGGCACUACUUCUACCUCUACAGUACCAACCACCAGUGGUACUGGUUCUACUACCAGUGGGACUGGGAGCACGAGCACUGCUCGUGCCUUUGCGGAUUCGCCCCACGACGCUGCCCAGGAGGAUGACGACAACAACGACGACGACAGCGAGGACGAGAAGUAUGUGGGCGCCUACAGGGCCAGUGCCAGCGCCGGCGCCGACUCCGAUGAGGACGAUCUGGACGAUCUGGCCAACGAGGAGGAUGGCUUCGGUCCGGUGGUCGGCUACCAGUUCAAUCGCGCCAACUCUGGCCUCCGUCGCGGCAGCAGCAGCCAGUCUGGCUCCAGCUCCGGCUCCCAGGUAUCCAACAGCGCCGUCCUGAAGGAGUUCGAGCUGCGCCGCCAGCAGGACGAGAACAAAGCGCUGCGCCAGCGCUUGAAGGCAAUGCGCAGGCGCAACGCCCUGAACCGUCGCCGCAGCCAGGCCAAGCGUCGCAACAUGCGUCGCCGCCUCAACCAGAAGCGCCGCACUCAGGCCCGUCGCAACCGUCUCAGCCGCAACCGGUCCAACCAGCGCCAGCAGGCCGCUCGCCGUCGCCAGCGCCGCAACAAUCAGCGUCGCAACCGCCGCAGAGGCAGUCGCCGCGGCUAG
This is a messenger RNA of Drosophila obscura, 876 nucleotides long. RefSeq lists its product as uncharacterized. The transcript is spliced from 2 exons. The coding region runs from base 1 to 876 and encodes 291 amino acids. The record is from RefSeq and is a predicted model, not a curated record. Lineage: Eukaryota; Metazoa; Arthropoda; Insecta; Diptera; Drosophilidae.